AUGUGGUUUCUGUGGGAUCGGCCACAAAGCCCACUCCGUUUUCUGGCACUGUGUGUACUGGCAUACAGCACUCCAUCGGCCGACCUUCAUGUUUGGCAUCGCAUCGCCUUCAGCCCAAGCAAACUGUUGCUGACCUUCUCCGCCGAAGUGGAAGCAGGGUCAACUUCACAUCGGCUAGAGCUGCAGCUGCAUGCGCUGCAGCUGCGCCUCCUCUCUCCGCCACUCUGCUCGCUGGUGGCGGCCUCAACCUCCUUCACUAGCUGUUCGCUGACGGACGCGCGAUCACUCGCUCUAGAUCUUGCAGAAGCGCCGUCAAAUGCCACAAACUGGAUCGAGCUUGAAGCAGAGAAUUUGGCUCCAGCAGCCAUUCGCAGCUGCGAAGGCCGCGCUGCUCUAGGCGGCAGAUUUUUCGUCAAGGUCGGCGGAAGCCUGAAUGAAUCUACUUCUAGUGCAGACAGCCUGGAUACGGAUGUUGACAAAUGUUGCCGCCAGGACUUCGGCACUUGCCAUACCUUCGCAACGUUGGAAGAAUGCGAGAUGGAGAAGUGGGCAGUUGAGUGCUACAGCUGCGAGGUAAACAGUGAUCCCUUGGGGUGUCCAGCCUUUUCAUCUGAAGUGGACGGCUACUUCAUCCACUCGGAUGAGACGGCUUGCGCCAGCGCCGCCAGCGCGCCGAUCUCCAGCUCCACUGCAUCCUCUGUCUCCGACUGUGCAGCGCUCUGCAGGGCGACCACUGGGUGCCAGGGCUUCAGCCUCUCUGCCGGGACGUGCUCGCUGGUUUCGACGUGCUGUCCAGGUGAUGCAGUGCCACAGAGCGACAGCUUCAGCUUUGCUGCCGCGGAUUGUGGACAGAAUGCCUGGCAGUUUUCGUUGAUGCUUCGCUGGCAAACGCCAGAAGGCACAGCUACCGUUUACGACUAUGGCACCAAGGAUUCCUCCGGACCAGGACGGCUUCCUCUGCUACCACGGAGUUUUGCAGGGCAGCGGGGAUUCGUCAGUACCUUCACCGCUGCAAUCACUCCGGACGUGGGUCUGACACCGACAGGCUCCUCUGUUACGCUCGAGCUCAGCUUUCAGUCGCCGGCCGGAUUUGGAGUUGGAGAUGUCCUGACUUUCGCUCCAAUCCCCUUGUCACCUUUCGAUCUGGACGUGCUCGCAGACACCUCGAUAGUAGAAGUCGGUGCGUCUGCACGCCUGAUCUACACGGACCUUCCCGGCAGCAUGGACUGCGUCUGGUUCCGCGUGGGAGGCUUCCGAGUGAACAGUGUGAAAUGCACUGCCGGAGCAGACUUUUCGAUUUCACCUGGGCAACAGACCUUCAGUCUCCGCCUUGACCUCCCGAUGCCCAUGUAUGGACUCUCGGCUGACUGGGCACUGGCACUGGAAGCAUCCGCCGCAGGCCGAGGCAGCGUGUCUUUCGCCCUGGACGUGCUGGCUCUGACUCCUCCGGCCAGACUGCAACAACUACGCUCCGCGGUGCAGGCAGCUGGGACACGGACGACUGUGGAGCUGGCCGUUCAGCUCGGUCUUUGGGCUGGGCAGGUGGAUGUAUUCAUCACAGCUCCAUCUCUGGCACUUCGCGACGUGACGAGCUGCACCGCAGCCCCUGGCAGCGCCCUGCUGGCUGUGGAGGUGGCUGUGUGGGAUGGGAUCGGAUGCCGACUUAGCCAGGUAAGCAAUCCACAUCCCGUGGCAGAGAUACGUCUCAGACUGGAUGCCGAGAAUCGUGGAACGGUUGCAGGAACGCGGGAUGUGCUGACCAUGAUGAUCAACUGGGCUUCGCGGACACACUUCGCUGCCGCCAGAGAAGCGUAUUCCAUAGUUCCGGAGUUUGGCGGAGAGCUCCCGAACCCUGCUGCCGGCGCUGUGCUGGCUUUCGCUGUCCGUGGUACUGUCAGCCCUUUGACUGUGCAUUUCCCAACCGCCGUGGAAACGGCGUACUACGCUACAUGUGGCGCAGACAUGCACCUGCAGCUCUCCCUCAUGAGGCUCCUUGCACUGCGAAGCAGGAAUGUUCAGAGCGGCAGUCAGGAGUUGGCUACCACGCAGCCACGGCCUGUAAUGUGGGCCUGUGUUCUGCGGGUCUUGCCAGCUGUGUUGGGGCGGCUGGACGAGCAGUCGGGCAAGCCAACCACCGCAGCCCACCGCCGCGUCCACGUGGUCGGGGGCGCGGUCGCGCACGGCACUGAGGUGCUGCUGGAGGUCCACGGCAGCACAGAGUUCCCAGCUCCGACCUCUUGCUCCUGGGAUUCGAUGACACAAAAAGGCGAUGCCAUCAACAUUGCUUUUGGGAACUCUGUGGGUCUGCCCACCCUGGAGACCGGACAGUGGUAUGCGUUCGUACUCCUCGCGGAAGUUCUGGGGGUUGAGGCCGACAGCAGUGCUGCACUGGGCUUGACUCUUCGCUGUGGCAAUGAAGCUUUGGAGUCGUCUCCGCUGGAUCUCCGCGAGCCGGCCGGGGCAUUGCAGUUGCGGGCUCUCGGCAGCGCAGCCGUCUUGGAGGUGACCUCUGGCAGCACAACGCAGAUGACCCUGAAAGGACUUGCAUCUGGUGCUGCCCAGAAGCUACGCUUCGUGUUCCUUCCAAGCUUCGGCUCACGAGCUUGGAGCGCGGAAGGGUCCCCUGCAGUAGCAUCUGUACAAUAUUGGACCAAUGUGGAUGCAACGGGGCAAUCAGCAGGCAGCCAAAGCAUCUCAGGUGUUGGCCUUACUUUCAUUGCGACUUCUGGCCUGCCUGCAACAAUAUUGGAUCUCCAGAUGCCAGGCAGCUGGACUUCGAUGCGCAGUUUGCGCGUGAGCCUGACGCUUGCGGAUGCACCACUCUCCCAAGGCCUUGCCACAGGUUUCGCCGCACAUUCGUACGUUUGGGCAGAGCUGCGCCGGUCAGCGAAUUCGGCGACUUCGCUGCAGCUGUUCUUCCGGGCUCUAGAUGUCGCCAAAUUGCAGCCGGGGGCACAGUUCUGCCAGUCAGGGCGAGCAUCGAACCGGAAAGAAUCCCUGCUCAUUCCCGUGCCAGAUAUGAGUGUUAAGGUAUGGAAGUCCGCCUCCUUCGGCUCGCCGCCCAGCGAGCUCCGAGGCUUCCAGAUCGUGCCUAGGCCUUCCUCGUUAAUGGGGGGCGCCAGUCAAGGCCCACCGGACUGUACCGGCUUUCAACUCGAGCUUCUUCUCCGCUUGGGCUUCGUGGCUCGCGGGGUCUCCUUACAGGUCACGCCGCCAGCUGGAUUUCUCAUCACAGGCCAUGGACCUACACCCUCAGGUCAGGAGAGACACGCCCUUACCUGUACUUGCUUCAGGAACUCCUUCCAGUGGUGCGGUGACAUUGACAGUGCCGGGUACUACGGUUCUUUGGCAGGCACGGAUACCGAUGCUGCCCGCACCGUGGAGCAAGCCUCAGUCCGCCUUGAUGCUUUGGAUGCAGCGAGGAAUGUGCAGCUGCAAUUGAGCGCGAGCUUCCCGGAUGCAUCAAUGCCGGUCACGGUCCAGAAGGAGAUUUCCAGUGACGACGGAGCCUUCCCGGUUGUGAUGGCCCUUCAGCACUGCUCGCCCGUUGGCACCUUCGUCGAUGUUGCUGGGCCGGAGUCCAAUCUAAAUUCAAAUCAUACUGGCCCUGCAGCAGUCGAAGCAUGUGUGGAUGAUUCAGGUCUUGAUGUAUCGAGCCCCAGUCAGCCCUUGGCACUGCGACUUCUCGCGCUCGAGACCAAGGGGAUUAAGGGGAUCGAGGCAGGCCUCGUUGCCGAUGAUAGGCCAGCGGCUUUCCGGUUCUCGGACGUGCAGUUUCAGCAAGGCCUAGCACCAGCCAUGGAUGGAGGUACUGCUCCCGACAGAAGUGCGCUGCGUGCUGCCGCCCCUGCUGUCACCGUGUCGGCAAGUACGUUGCUGCUGCAGCUGGCGCAAAAGUCUAACGGCACUGUCGGAAAGUUUUUGCUCCCGAGCAUCGCAAUGGAUCGCUCUGGCAAAGAGCCGCUGGUGGUUAGGUUGGGCUUCGCCUUCAAUUCUGGUGCCUAUGGCUUCCAGGUAAUGGUGUCGAAUCCUUCUGAGACCGAGCCUCUGCUUACCAGCCAGGUUGGGCAGGAAGCCAAGAGGCUCUAUGCUGCCAUGCUGUUCCGAUGCAACGGCGUUGCGCCCGAUGCUAAGGCACUUCGCAUGGAAAGCAGCGAUGCAGAGCCCUUGCUUUCCAUCUGCGAGGACAUUCCCCGAAGCCCAUCUGACAUCAUGCGGCCCUUUCCUCUGUACCACCUGGAGAUGGAGCAACGAAUCUUUUCGGUGGUUUUUGCAGGUGCUGCCGGCGCUGGCCAGUCAGUAGCCGUGGUUGCAGUCUUCCAGGUGUCCGCAGUGCGGGGUGACCUAGGUUGGUCGGAUUCUGAGUACAAGUUUAGGGUCGUAUUGCCUUUGGAGCUGUUUUCGCAGAAGGCGAAGGUCUCACCCAUUUCCUUUGAGGUCAUCAUUCCUGCUGCGGGGCACAACGCACAACUUGUACCGCCCUUUGUUUCAGUGCUCGCUGGAAACCCGGCUGCCUUGCGAAUGCCUCAGUCCCUUCAACUUGCAGAUGCUCUGCAGGGUGGCCGUGUCUACGGUUUGCAGGGUAUUGCCAGCUCUGCUUUCUGGAAGAAUGUUCGUGUGAUCUUCCCACAGACUAUUUCCAGACUGAAGCUGGGGAGGUCGGCCGAGCUCAGCGGCACAGCCGAGGCUGAGUUGGUGUCGGCCACCAAUUACGAGGCGGUUAUCGGCAGCUUCAGCAACAUGCGAGUCCCAGCAGUUUCGGACUGUGCUGUCUUGCCUUUCUCCCUGCAAGCUGGGCAAACACCUCUGCUUGUGAGCUUCACACGUGCUUCGAGUCUUAAUCCUGGAGACUAUCUACAAAUCCUCUUGCCGCCCAGCAUACAUGGCGAGGAGCCUUGUCGAAGCUUCUUGGAUGGUGCGGUGCCGUUCUAUCCAGAGCUGAGCUUGUUCGGGCAUGUUUACCCAGUGUUCGUGCCUUUGCCCGAGAACACAACCUGCGAGUGGACCACAUCAGGGCAGCAGGUGGACCUGGGCGGAUCCCUGUUCCCUGAUGACAGCAUGAACGUUGCGACUCGACGUGCGAAGGCACAAGCGCAGAACACUUGGGAAAUUGGCCGAGAGCUCAGCAUCGCAUUGAACUUGCACUUCUCAUGGAUGGCUCGUACCGUUUUGGAUACCAGCUGCUCCUUGACUGCCCCGUUCGCGCUGAUCGAUGCGCAGGUGGAUAUGGUCGCAGCUUCAGCUUUGCAGGCACAGUGGACAUCAGACACUUCCAAGUCCACCCUCUUUGUGGGCUUUGAACUUGCAAGACAGGUAGCGAGGACUUGUCCACGGAUGACUUUCCCACCUUCCCUCGCUGACAUCGCGCCAUUUGCAGUGCAGAUUCUCUACAGUGAGUGGCAGUGCAACGACGUUAUGCUCCGGCAGCUGUGCUUCUGCGGGCGCCUUUCGGCCUCCGACCGGCAGGGGCCCGUUGCUCCUCAGGGCUGCGACUCCAGGCUCCCGGUGGAUACUCGCCUCUUCCAGUGGGCCGGGUACUCAGGCAACCGUAUCGUAACCUGCCUGGCCGGUGGCGGAGACGGGCAGCUCCUUUGCUGGAAGGCCUUCGCCUCAGAUUCCCUGUGGCAGAUCGUGGCAGGCUUCAUUAGGAGGUAUGCUUUUGGAAUUGAGCUUUACAUCCCUGCUGGCCUCCUUUAUCAGAACAGCUGGUUUCUUGCAGUUGGCAACCAGGUGGCAGCUUUCGAAGGAGCCGACCUCAUGCGCGUGGAAGCGGCUGAGGUGCAGGCAUCGUUUCCAGGCGACUUGGGAAUGCAGACGAUCAGGCCAUUGCCCUACAACGAUGUGCAGGUGCGAUUAACCUUCGGUGCCAACGUGUCCGUCGAGUGCUCAGCGUUGCUGCACAGCUCAGAUGCCACGAUGGUUGCCUCGUGGUCAGCCAAGGCUGCAGCAUCCAUGCUGAUUGCAAUCCCACCGAUCUUCGUCGUCAUGUUGGCCAGUGAGCCGUCAGGAGUCUGCCCCUCUGAUUUGCAUAAGACCAUCUACGAAACUCCAGCAACACUAGACGGCGACGGCAAAGAGCACGGCAUUCACAACCCUGACCUUCCAAGGGCAUGGCGCAGAUGCCGGCCGAUGAUGAAGACCUUGCAGGCCCCAUGCGAGUUGCGUCCAGGCUCUUCGCGAGAAGCCGCUGCUGAUGUAGAAGCCGCUGAGAAGGCGAAGGUCCCGUCGGGAAAUGCGGAGGUCCCGGCACCGGCGGAUGACGUCGCAGGUGCUUCGCGAGAAGCUGCUGAUGCAGGGCCAUCCGAGAAGGAGGAGAAGCUUCAGUCAAAGUCAGAAGACAAGCAACGGGAAAUAGCUCGCCCUGUCCAAAGCUUGACAGGAGUUGAGGCUGUCAGCGACGAGAACGGUGCAGCUGCAAGACGGCCACCGCAAGCAACAAACCCUGGUCCAUGCGUUGGCAAGGUCGCAGUGUCAGCGCCCGAGGCAGAAGACCAUGGGUCCAGCCGGCCCAUGCUUUCGACAGGCACCGAUUCGUCGCCCCAAGAGCCACUGCUAGAGGCAGAAGCGCCACACUCUAGCUCAGCACCGGAAGAUGUACUGGUGGUGAUCACUCGGGAAGAGGUGGCAGAGGCCGUGGAGGACAUGCGCCGGUAUGGCGCGUCUCUGGUACGGCCGGUCGCUGAAGCCGUGGAGGCCACACGCGCUCAUGGCGCUGUGGCUCUGGAGAGAGGCGCAGAAGCUGCAAGCGAGGCGCGCCGCCAAGGCACUGCAGCUCUGCAAUCCAGCGUGGAGACAGCAGAGGCGCUUCGAAAAGCAGGUGUCCAAGCAGCGCAGACAAGCGCCGAGAUGAUCCAGCAGGGCACAGAGGUGGCACGUGCGAAUUGGCAACAUGGCGCGGAGGCUUGUCAACGUGGGCUGCACGAGGCUUCAGCGGCAUGGAGAAAGGCCGCGCCUUACGUUGACAAGGCCAUUUUGCUGGUCAACGUCGCUUGUGCGCUUACUAUCGCAGGCUUCCUGACGCUGGGAAUCAUGCUGUUCUGCAAGCCUCUGAAGCCCUCGCGGAUGCACCAUGGAGCCUUCGACCGCAUGUUUUGGGUCACGCAGGGCCUGUACCUCGUGGCUUUCAGCAUUCCUGCCCUUGUGGCCACGGUGCAGUGCGGCAUCCUGCGAAAUGGAUUCGAAAGUUGGCCGACAUGGCUAAACGUUGAGCUCUGGCUCGGCGUCCUGAAGUUCCAAGUGGGCAGAGCCGUGUUCUUCAUCGGUGCGGGCUUCUAUGUCUUUCCCUUGAUGGCAAACUUCGGACUGGCGGCCGAUGUGGAGCUAUGGACAGUCAUCUUGUCCUACUUCCUAGGCAUCCUUUCCUUGCUUUCAGGGAGCUUCUUGCUUAUCUUCGAAGGACUGCUGUCCGUGUACAUACGCCAGGCUCUGUACGACAGGGUACCGCAGGCAGCUCCAUGA
Molecule: messenger RNA, 7458 nt
Organism: Symbiodinium necroappetens
Lineage: Eukaryota; Dinophyceae; Suessiales; Symbiodiniaceae
Source: the annotation of a GenBank genome assembly